UUUUUGAUCGAGGUAUUCCAUGAGUUGCAGGUCAUAGCUAGCACGGACAUAGAUCCAUCUGCGGAGAGAGCCAUCUCUUCGAGACGCUCAAUGCACCCCAGACGUCUGCACACUGACCGACCGCCUGGAGCACAGUGCAGCCAUGCACACACCAACGUCGGUACACGUCUAUCGACACUCACUCACAUGACUCACUCACAACACGCCACAUCAACCACGCACACCAAUGAACCCAAUCCAUCGAUUCCCCCGCCGUCUAUCCACACACACAUGGCUAAUCUGUGGAUGGGUUCAUCCCUUCUUGUUGAUGUACUCCUGCAGCACUGCGAUCACGUCCCGGGCAGCCGAUCCCCGCGCAAUGCUCAUGGGCGUCUCGUGGCCGUGCUUGGUGGGCUGGGUGGGCGACACGCCUCGCUCCAGCAACGCACGUGCGCCGAUCGCCAGGUUGUUGGACGCCAUGCGGUGCAAUGGCGUGUAACUGAAUGGCAGACAUACACGCAACGACACAUGAAUCGAUGGGAGGAUGGUGUGGACAGACAGACAUGCCCACCCGUAUGUGUCGACGACAUUGGGGUCAGCGCCCUUGUCGAGGAGGAACUCUGUCAUGAGCUGGUUCCGCUGGCUCAUGCCGCACAUGUGCAGCGGCCGCGCGCCGCCCGUCGUCUCCUCCUCGAGAGCCGACGGCGAGAUGGCCAAAAUCUCCUCGACCGCCUCCUUGCCCUUGCUCAGCGCCUCGAUGAUCGGCGCAUAACCCCCACCUGCACAACAUACACACACACACACACGCACACAAUCACACACAGUGGACAGCACCUUAGUGUGGUGUGAGUGACUGACCUGCGUACACGGGUCCGGGGUUUGGGUUGUGGUUCUGAUACUGUCGGCCGUAGACGACCUCGCCUUUCUCGUCCUUCUUGACUUUGCCGCCAUAGAUGCCCGGGCCGACAGUGUCGGCAUACGGGUCAAAUCCCUCCGGAUCAGUGUUGCCCUGACCGACACACACCGACACAGACACAGAGAUACACACACAUAACCUUUUCAUCUCCUUGGUGUGUGCUCAUUGCUCAUGCUAUCUGUCUGUCCGCCCACUGACCUGUGCGCCGUAGUGCUCGGCCAUUCCCUUGGCAUAAGGGUCAUGCUGAAUCCUCACGCCGUCCUUCCUGUAAUACUCGCGCGCCGCCGCACUGCUCGCCGACAUCCUGGUGAGUGUUGCGCUGGUGCUGCACAGGCCGCCCUGGGUGGCGCAGCUGCUACUGGGAGGGGGGGAGGCGAAAGCAGAGGGACGCACUGACGCCAAAAACAGACACAGCUGGUUCAGGCGAACCCGCAUGAACUGGGGAGGGCGGGGAAAGAAGGCGAAGACAGCUUCC
Messenger RNA from Vitrella brassicaformis, 1370 nucleotides. The record is from the annotation of a GenBank genome assembly. NCBI's taxonomy places the organism in Eukaryota, Vitrellaceae.